Molecule: messenger RNA, 1126 nt
Organism: Drosophila teissieri
Lineage: Eukaryota; Metazoa; Arthropoda; Insecta; Diptera; Drosophilidae
Product: leukocyte receptor cluster member 1 homolog
Exons: 3
Coding region: 116-985 (289 amino acids)
Source: RefSeq, a predicted model, not a curated record
GGCCUGCUAGGGUUAAGGCAUUCGAUAAUUAUGAGGUAUCGCCGGUCCGUCGAUAGGUAGAGAAAGAUGCCUAUCGAGAAAUCGUUUCAGGGAAUGUCAACAAAGUGGAAAUAAAAUGAAUAUUUUACCAAAAAAACGCUGGCAUGUGCGUACCAAGGAGAACAUUGCCCGCGUGCGCCGGGAUCAAGCGGCUGCCGCAGCAGAAGAAAAAGUUCGGCAGGAGAAAUUGGAUUUUGCAGAAAGCGAGGCACGAAUUAACUUUCUGCGCCGCCAAUCCGGCUUGCCGGAGAAGGUUUCCAAGGAAUCGCAAGUGGAGCCGCAAUGUAGUACUGAAGCAAACAAAGGAGUGGAUCUUUUCGCCGACUACAAGGCAAGAGUAAAGACCACCAACAAGGACCUGGAGAAGGAGCAAAAGGAAGAGCAGGAGAAGUAUGAGAAACAGAUCGGCUACCUCACCUACUUGGGCCAGGACACCAAUGAAGCUUUGAAAGUGCGCAGCUGGUACGAGGUAGCCCCCAAAAGACCCGAAGUAGGAGAUCCCACUGCAACUGAGGCUCAUCUCAAGCAAAAGCUAGCGCAUGAUCCUCUGACUCUCAUCAAUGCUUUGUUGCCGCCCGAGAAAAAGGAUCUCAAAAAGGCGAUUAAAAGAAAACGCGAAAGGACAGCCACUCCUCCUCGGGAACCUUCAAUACCUCACAAGGUCAAGAAAUCCAAAAAGGAUAAGAAGCAUAAAAAGCACAAAAGCAAAAAGGAUUCAAAAGAGUCCCUUCUGGCCGAGGAACGCCAGAAACGAGAAAAGCUCGAGAGGCUGAGAAGGGAGCGCCUGCAACGUGAAACAGCUGAGCGCCAGCGUUCCGAGGCUUUGCUCGCGCCCAAGGAGCUGCCUGUGGCUGCGAGUGCAGCAUCCACGCCAGCUCCCACGCCUAGGAUUGUACAAAAGUACAACAGCCAGUUCAAUCCAGAGUUAGCUAAGCAAAAUAUGUAACCUAAUGUUAACAGCCUAGUCUUUGAAUAUAACUUACUUGGAUUAGUAGCAAUAGUUUAUCAAAAUAGAAUUUUGCAAUUAAAAUAAUAUUCUUUGCUUAAACAUACAACGAAGAUUGAAGCCAAAGCCUGUAAAAUAUUU